ACACAACAUUUAGAUCCUGAUACUGAACUGAAAUGUCACUGUGACGUGUCCAAAAUAUUUGAGGUUACUUUAUUGAUUUGAAUAAUUUUUGCGAGACGAAUGCUAGUUUUAUAAAUUAAAAAUAAAGAUUUUAUGUAAAUAUGUCAUCUAAAAGUAAAUCUUCAGAUGGUGCCAAUAAGAAUAAGAACAAAGAAUCGUUAUGGAAGAAAGCAUUUUCCACGAAGGCUGAAUGGCCGGACAAGGAGGAGUUCCUGGACGUGAUUUAUUGGAUGAGACAAGCAAUAGGCAUUAUAUUAGGCCUAUGUUGGGGGUUAUUGCCACUGAAAGGGUUCUUUGGUUUGUUACUGUUUGUGGUAGUGAAUGCGGCAGUGAUAUAUUUUUAUGUCAAUACUUACCAAAAGGUGGACGAGGAAGACUUCGGUGGCAUGUGGGAGAUAACAAAAGAGGGAUUUAUGACUUCCUUUGCUGGAUUUUUGGUAACAUGGAUCAUUGUGUACACAGGUCUUUACGGGAGCGAUAAUUUAUGAGACAGAAAGUAACAACUGUAGACACAGUAAGGACAGCCAAGAGACCUAGUACAAAGGGGUGUUCUUAGGUUUUUUGAGAAAAAUGGGUAUAACAUGGCAAAUCCUACUUUUAAUAACUAAAUGGUGAAAUUAUUGAACCAACACUUUGUUUACUUUCAAUGUUCUUAAAAUUGACAAAGCAAUCAAUUGCUCUCAGUGAAUUCUGCAAGUGUUCUGAGUUCAAUGCAAUAUGGGUAAUUCAUGAUUAAGUAAAAUUCUCUAACUGAAUAAUAUGUAUCUAGGUCAUGUUUUAAUAAAAAUUUUCAUUUUUAUUUUGUAAAAUAUUAAAUACCACACCACACAAUAUAUUUUAAUAUACAUAUCAAAUUAUAAUUUCUAUGGUUUAUAACAGCAAAUUCUAUGGUUUUUUUUUUUAUUAUUAUUAUUUAAAUGUUUAUGCAUGUGUGGGAUAUGCCAUGUUCUACAAGAACUCAAGGGUAGAGUAAAGACUGGUGUGUGGUAAUCGUUUCAAGAUUUAAUUUCAGUACAUAAAUACGUUAUAUUCAAUGGAAUUCCAACCAAAAAAUGUGUUUGAUGAUGCAAUAAGUAAAUGUGGCAACAAGAAUGCGAUGUUGGUUUGAUAAAAUGUUAGUUUUAUUUAAGUUGUAUGUAUAGGAAUGUUUAAAUUAACUCUUUACCUCAGCUAUAUAUGGAUUGAAAUGUAAUGAACUUAAUAAACACAGUUAAAAUGCCAUUGUUGGUACUUUAUCAACAGGUCGCUUAUAUUAAUGAAUUUAAGAAUGAAAUGUGAAUGUAUGUGAUUCUUAUUUGUAUCAUAUUUGCACAAUCAAUCUUCGCUUAUGAAAUGUAAACAGUUUUUACUAUAAUAAAUAAUUGAAAUUGAUAGUCGCAGACCUUAGGAUGUAGUUACUUUUAACCACGUCAAAGAAAUUUUAAACAUGUAUUUCAGUUUUGUUAGAACCAUAAUUAUUUGCUUUUUCAUACGAAUUUGUACAAAUAUUUUAAAGAAGUUUAUUGCAAUAGAUACAAUAAUUUAGUUUUGUUAAAUGCUUAAUUUUUUAUUAUUAGGAUAUAAAUUUGGGAUUUGAUCAGCUGUUACUUAACACACCCUUAAAAUAUUUGUACUCAAUAGACCUUGUUUAUGAUCAUAAACUAUAAAGUAUAAACCUAUUUGCUGUAAGCAUUAUGAAAGUAUUAUUUAAGAAUGAAAUGUUAAUUGUUAAGUUUUAUGGAAUGCGUUUAAUACUCCGGCGUUGAAUAAUUGAAUCAAUAUGUAAUGGAAUGUUUUAUUUAUAUACCGCUAUAACUAAAGGUGCAACCACAGGAGCGUUCAAUUUAUGAAAAUAUAAUUAAAAAAGACAAUAGUAUUUAUUGCAUAAAUUGCACUAACCAUUUAUUUUGCUUUCAGUAUAAAAGCCUUUUUCACACAGGAUUUGUUCCAAAAACCGUACGUUGUGUGAUCAUACCUUUAGUUUUUAUUUAUAAUGUUAUUUGUUGCAUGAAAUAGCCUCAAGUGGAACCUUGAACAAAGAUAUGGAAUAAAAGUUUUUAUGAUUUAA
Molecule: messenger RNA, 2086 nt
Organism: Amyelois transitella
Lineage: Eukaryota; Metazoa; Arthropoda; Insecta; Lepidoptera; Pyralidae
Product: GEL complex subunit OPTI
Exons: 4
Coding region: 141-527 (128 amino acids)
Biological process (GO): mitochondrial respirasome assembly
Source: RefSeq, a predicted model, not a curated record